AUGACUGCAUCGUGGUGGCUUCACGUGGACCACCCUCCGUGCCGACCGUCCUUAAGUAGCAGCUACGCCCACGGAGCGUCGGCAGUCUCGCUGCUCUCCAUGACAGUAGGCCAGAGCCUGGAGAAUGCCGCCCGUCGAUGGCCGGAGCGUGAAGCUGUAGUCUUCCCUGAAGAUGGCAUCAGGAAAACUUUUGUGGAUUUUCAGCGGGAUGUGGACGAGGCAGCCGCGGGGCUGCUGGCUCUAGGCCUGCAGCGAGGCGAUCGUCUUGGCAUUUGGGGUCCUAACAUGUACGAGUGGAUCCUCUUCCAGUACGCCACGGCCAAGGCGGGAAUCAUACAGGUGUCCUUAAACCCGGCCUAUCAGCCGAAGGAAGUCGAGUUCACGCUCAGAAAGGUGCAAUGUAAGGCCGUACUGUGUCCCAGUAGCUUCAAGACACAAAACUUUUGCGAGAUGCUGCGACAGAUCUGCCCGGAGAUUGACACUGCGACACCAGGCGACAUCCAUAGCGCCAGGUUGCCAGACCUGCGCGCGGUGAUCGUGACAGACCGACGCGAGGCGGGAAUGCUGCACGUGGACGACGUCUUCCAAGCGGCGGAGAGUCGCCACCGCCGCCAGCUGAGCGAGCUUCACGGCAAGCUGUCGUGCGACGACGCCAUUAACAUUCAGUUUACCUCUGGCACAACCGGCGACCCCAAGGGCGUGACGCUGUCUCACCACAACGUGGUCAACAACGCCUACUUCCUGGGGCUGCGAGCGGGUUACGACUGGAGGCCGUCGGUGCGCGUUUGUAUGCCCGUUCCGUUGUAUCACUGCUUUGGCUCAGUGGUGGGCGGCAUGUGCAUGGCCAUGCACGGCCUCACCCUGGUCUUCCCCUCCACCGCCUACGACAGCCGAGCCAACCUGGAAGCCAUGCACAAGGAGAAGUGCACUUUCAUCUACGGCACUCCCACCAUGUUCGCAGACCUGCUAGGCCUGACGGAUCUGGAAAAGUACGAUUUGUCCUCAAUGGAAGGCGGCAUCAUGGCGGCGUCCCCCUGUGCCCCCGAGUUGGUGGCCAAAGUGAGGGAAAAGCUGCACAUGAAGGAGCUCAUGAUCGGCUACGGCACCACAGAGAACAGCCCCGUCACCUUCUUGGGGUUCCCGCUGGACAACGACGAUCUAAAGCUGCACACGGUCGGCUGCGUCAUGCACCACGUCGAGGCCAAAGUGGUGGACGUUGACACGGGUGAGACGGUGCCGCUCGGUGCCACGGGAGAGCUGCUGAUCCGGGGCAGCUGCGUCAUGCAUGGCUACUGGGACGAGCCUAACAAGACCCGUGAGGUGGUCGGACCGGACCGCUGGUACAGAACUGGCGACGUGGCGAGCCUGAACGCGCUGGGUUACUGCUCCAUCGAGGGUCGCAUCAAAGACAUGAUCAUCCGCGGUGGCGAAAACAUCUACCCGGCUGACAUCGAGCGUUUCCUCUACACUCACCACAAAGUGCUCGACGUGCAGGUGGUGGGCGUCAAAGAUGAUCGACUCGGGGAGCAGGUGUGCGCUUGCGUCAGGCUCAGGGAAGGACAUACGUGCUCGGCGGAUGAGAUCAGAACCUUCUGCAAAGGCCAGAUUUCCCACUUCAAAAUCCCUCAUUACGUGGUUUUUGUGGAUAACUUCCCCAUGACGGCCUCCAGAAAGAUCAAGAAGAACGUCUUAAAGGCGGACAUGGAAAAGCAUUUGGGCCUCUCGGUUUGA
Nerophis lumbriciformis (worm pipefish) is the source of this 1731-nucleotide messenger RNA. The record is from RefSeq and is a predicted model, not a curated record. Lineage: Eukaryota; Metazoa; Chordata; Actinopteri; Syngnathiformes; Syngnathidae.